This is a messenger RNA of Folsomia candida, 1965 nucleotides long. RefSeq lists its product as uncharacterized. The record is from RefSeq and is a predicted model, not a curated record. NCBI's taxonomy places the organism in Eukaryota, Metazoa, Arthropoda, Collembola, Entomobryomorpha, Isotomidae. The transcript has 4 exons. Gene Ontology annotation, cellular component: extracellular region. Bases 270 to 1757 code for a protein of 495 amino acids. Gene Ontology annotation, molecular function: chitin binding.
GAGGGAUAUCGUUAUAUAAAAAAGUAAUCAAAUGUCAUAAGCAUAAUAAAAGUUCAGCUUGAAUAAAAUGCUAGCACAUCACUUAAUUUUGAUAGCUUUGGAAAUGCAAACGUUUCUACGACUAACCAACGAUUCUACGACUCAAUAUUGAGCCGAGAUUUCAUACUUGCAUUGUACACACACUGGUUCCAACUGUUCCUGACUCUGACACAACCUACACCUUCUAGUACGAACAAAUAUAAAUAGAUAACAAAGAUACGUCUUAGAAAAUGAGGGGUCACUUGUCAUUGCUUCGAAUCAGUGUGGUCCUUCUGUUCAUGGGAUACGCAGCACAAGGAAUCGAUCACUCUCGUCCAGGGUCUCCCCGUUUGCGAAGGCUCAGUCAUCGUCUUUUCCCCCAGUUUCAGGCAUACAGACCAGACUGUACUUUCAGAAAUGGAUUUUACCCCAAUCUCGCAGACUGCCACACCUACUUCCUCUGUAGAAACGGGAGAGCAUAUCCGUUCAAGUGCCCAUUUCCGUCCCAGUUCUUUCCAGAAAAGAGGAUUUGUGUGUGGACGGGAAGCUUGAGCUGUCCUGCAGAGGAGAAGACGACUAAUUAUCCCGAUGAGAAUAAAACGACAAAUGUCUACAAUACGGACGAAGCGUCAGAAGAGGUGUUUCAAGCAAAGACACUCCCCUUGAACGAGGAGGGAGUACAGGAGGACAGUUACGCCAAGGGUAGUAAUGCUCAGACUGAGGAUACCGGUAAUUCGAAUUAUGAGGUCAUCACCACCCAAAGUUUGCCUGACUAUCACCCUCCUGAAGUCACUGAGACCUACUACAAAUCCAGGGCUUAUACAGUUUCCUCUCAUCUGCCCUCCACCACCACCUCAGCCUCUUCGUCGUCAUACUCAUCUCAAGAAGAGCAGUACUCUCAAGAUACCGCGACCACUUCUCCAGCCACUACCCCGAUUCACCACACGCUGCCUGCCAAUCCCUCCUCUUCAUCCGCCCGUGACACAGCCCCCGACACUUCCACGGUCCUAAAACUCUGGAUGACUCAUGCUUUCAUCUCCUCAUUCACUAAAUAUGUCGCGCCUCACACGUCCGAGGUCGCGCUGGGUGAGAAGGUCUACGCCCGCCUGGGAGAUCCCACCUACCUACCGAUCGGAGUAUCCUCCAUCCUUCAAAAUCUCCCCAUCCAAGAAGCCCAGCUCCUCGUGGAUUUCUGGUAUUUGCAAGGUCUCAUUCCGAAAACGGAACACACCGCAGAGUCGAAACUAUUAUCGUCAUCUUCCAAGUUUAUCAACACGAUUCGAGAACAUCUCGUAUUUCUAAACAGUGGUGAAGUCACAUACGGAAUUACGGGGAUUAUCCAACUCUCGUCGUCUAAAACUGGUAGCGACGCCCGGGUAACGAUGCUUCGUAGCUUUAAGAAAUUCAAACUUGAACCUGUUCCGGUCCUUGUGAGCUAUUCGAGAGGAGACGAGUGCAUCAUGUGGGGCCAAUUUUGCAAGACGCGACUAAUUCUCGACGAAUUGGACCAGGGAGAGACGGACGCACUCUUGAGCUACAUGCGGACCGAAGCAUUGACACAGUUUGCUGAGGAAAAUUUUGAUUUGGUAGAAAAGAUAAAAAAGGAGGCGAUCAGGAAUAUCAAGGGUUUGCCGAAAGAUGUGCAGGCAGCGGUGGGGAAGGUUAUCAGGUCAGGAGGUAAUAGACCGGAUCAAGUUUUGUCGGUCAGCCAUUUAAAUGGGGACACGUUGGGGUUGUAAUUGCCACAUCCUUAAUUAGAUUUAAAACGAAUAAUACGUAGCACUGUUAACAAACAUUAAAUUAUGCAUUAUGCAAAAAUUACCAAAAUUGAUUAUAUUUUAACUGCUAGAAGACAAUUAACUGGAUAACUCUAUACCUAGAUCAAAUGUUCAUAAAGUUUGUUGGGCGUGUACGUAAAUAAAAUGCUAUUCGUUUACUAUCCAAAAA